This is a messenger RNA of Tyto alba (common barn owl), 4396 nucleotides long. RefSeq names its product BTB domain containing 2 (gene BTBD2). The record is from RefSeq and is a predicted model, not a curated record. Lineage: Eukaryota; Metazoa; Chordata; Aves; Strigiformes; Tytonidae. The coding region runs from base 26 to 1789 and encodes 587 amino acids. Gene Ontology annotation, biological process: neurogenesis. The transcript has 9 exons. Gene Ontology annotation, cellular component: P-body; cytosol. Gene Ontology annotation, molecular function: protein binding.
CGGCGGCGCCGCCGCGCCGUGCCCCAUGCGCCGUUGCUGCCCGGCUCUCUGCAUCAGCACCAGCACCGGCGCCCGCCCCGCCGCCGCCGCCGCCGCCAUCGCCGCCCCCCUCCCGCCCGCCGCCGCCGCCGUGUCCCGCCCGCCGCUCCUGGUGCUGGUGCUGCUGCAGCGCCGCCCCGCGCCGCCCGCUCCUGCGCCUCCGCCGCACAAGAUGGCGGCCGGUGGGAGCGGCGGGGGCCCCGGGGGCCUCUCCUCCUCCUGCCCGCAGCCGCCGCCGCCGCCGCCGGGCAACGGCGCGGCCGCCGCCGCCGCCGCCUGCACCAACGGCGCCCCCCCCUCGCCUCCCGGCCUCACCUACAACCAGUGCGGCGCUGCCAACCCGGCGGCGAGCGGCGGCGGCGCGGGGGGCCCGGCGGCGGCGGCGGCGGGGGCGGCGGGGGCCGCCGGGGGGGCGGGCGGCCCCGGCGGAGCGCUGCAGCGGGAGCCGGUCUAUAACUGGCAGGCGACCAAGCCCACGGUGCAGGAGCGUUUCGCCUUCCUCUUCAACAACGAGGUGCUCAGCGACGUGCACUUCCUGGUGGGGAAGGGCCGCGGCUCGCAGCGCAUCCCCGCGCACAGGUUUGUGCUGGCUGUGGGCAGCGCAGUCUUUGAUGCGAUGUUUAAUGGUGGAAUGGCCACAACUUCUACAGAGAUUGAGCUGCCUGAUGUGGAGCCUGCUGCCUUCCUAGCUCUGCUGAAAUUUCUUUAUUCAGACGAAGUUCAGAUUGGACCAGAGACUGUUAUGACAACGCUUUACACAGCUAAAAAAUAUGCAGUUCCAGCCCUUGAAGCUCAUUGUGUGGAGUUUCUUAAAAAAAACCUCCGAGCAGAUAAUGCGUUCAUGCUGUUAACACAGGCAAGACUUUUUGAUGAGCCUCAGCUGGCCAGCCUUUGCUUAGAGAACAUCGACAAGAACACCUCAGAUGCCAUCAAUGCGGAGGGGUUUACAGACAUUGAUCUGGACACCCUGGUUGCGGUGCUGGAGAGGGAUACCCUGGGGAUCCGGGAGGUUCGUUUGUUUAAUGCAGUGGUUCGCUGGUCAGAGGCUGAGUGUCAACGGCAGCAACUUCAGGUGAUUCCAGAGAACAAGCGGAAAGUACUGGGCAAAGCGCUUUCUCUUAUCCGCUUCCCAUUGAUGACUAUUGAGGAGUUUGCAGCAGGGCCUGCCCAGUCGGGGAUCCUCACGGACCGGGAGGUGGUGAGCCUGUUCCUCCACUUCACGGUGAAUCCGAAGCCACGCGUGGAGUUCAUCGACAGACCGCGGUGCUGCCUGCGGGGGAAGGAGUGCAGCAUCAGCCGUUUCCAGCAGGUGGAGAGCCGCUGGGGGUACAGUGGGACUAGUGACAGGAUAAGGUUCUCAGUAAACAAAAGGAUAUUUGUAGUUGGGUUUGGAUUAUACGGAUCCAUACAUGGGCCAACGGAUUACCAAGUAAAUAUACAGAUCAUCCACACGGACAGUAACACGGUCCUGGGGCAGAACGACACGGGGUUCAGCUGCGACGGAUCAUCCAACACUUUCCGGGUCAUGUUCAAGGAGCCCGUUGAGAUUUUACCCAACGUCAACUAUACAGCGUGUGCUACUCUAAAGGGUCCAGAUUCCCACUAUGGAACCAAAGGACUGCGCAAAGUGAUCCACGAAUCACCGACGACGGGAGCCAAAACCUGCUUUAUGUUCUGUUACGCAGCUGGGAAUAACAACGGCACUUCGGUGGAGGAUGGACAAAUCCCAGAGAUCAUCUUCUACACAUAGUGCCGCUGCCGAGCUGGCUCUGGACUCUUCUGUUCUCUUCCCCGUGACCUUCCAAACUAAAUUUCUGGCUGAGUUUGACCACACCAAUUGGAGCCACACUAGCCAAAGGUCUCAGUAAAAUCAUUUCGAAGCUCAUGUUUUGCCUUGUGCUAGUGAUUCUGCUGCUAUCACGUACCAGACUAACUGGUAUACCAGUAUCAUUUGUAGGUUGUCUGUGGCUAGUCAUUUUUCACUUUACUGAUUAAUCCUAUCUAACAACAUGCGGUUUUUUGACUGUAAUGAAUGUAGAUGCUUUUCCACCGGUCAGAAGCAUGGAAACAAGUGGCUCUGGUUGUGGUUACACUUGCUGUGAGGAGAUGAUCCUGCAAAAAGACCCGGUCAGGGGCCGUGUGGCCCAUCCUCUUCUGCUCUAGCCCAGCAGCGGAGGCGAGACGCUUCGCCACGCCGCAGUGGCACGUGCGCCCGCCUUCAGAAAGUUCCGGCAAGUGGCCUUUGCCCUGAGGCUCCUGCUCUUUCAGCACUACGUGGUCUUGGGGGGGGGGGGGGGGGGGGAGGCCUCAAAACCCGAGCGCCUCCGGGGAGACUGCGGCGUUUUCGUGCUGUCCUGGCUGAUUUGUGACAAUCCUUUACCUUGGGCGGUUGGCGGCAGCGGCCUGACCUCCCCCGCCGGGCGGGCUCUCGGCUCCCCUGCGCGCAGCCCCCCGCGCUGGGCCCUGGGGCUGCUUCUUGCAAACUCCCGGCGCGGGGUUGGAAGGAUGGGUGAUCCUCAGAGAAACCCCCCCCGCACCAGGCGUUGCUGUGCUCCUCGCAGGUCGUGCCGGGGGUUCGGCAGCCGAAGCAAGCCCAGGGCACUUGCCUCGCCUGGCCCCCCCCCCCCUCCCUCCCCGUUCCUGCCCAUUGCUGCUGUUCUCAUGCACGUUUCAAUGCAUUUUCUCUUUUUGUUUCUGUGCGUUGCUAACCCGCCCUGGGCUGCGGCGGAGCCUGCUGCGAAACGGGGAGAGGGGCUUGCCGGGCGACUGCCUGUCGGCCGAUAACGCGGCGGGUGGACGAGGAUUUGGGAAACAGUUGAAGAAAACAUGCAGGAUUUUCCGUGGGCCUGCACGCGUUUGCACAGUCCACCGGUGUGGACGGGCGCAGGAGGAAGAUGCCAAAUCUCACCUGUUUCGGGGUCACUGAGCUCAGUAAUCUUGAAGACUCCCCCUCCUUACCUGCUCGGGGCCCGGCUGCUUUUCCCCAGAGCAGGUGCGGCUUUAGCUGAGCCGGGGAGGAGGUGGGUGGCUUGUGCUGGUCGCUGCCCACCGAUGAAGACGACGAGACUAUUUCCUCCCCCUCCUCUGCAGAGGAAGCUGUAACUAAACCCUCCGAAGUCUGCGUGGGGCUCGCUGGCAGAGGGUGGUGCCACCUCAAAGCUGAGGUUCCCCUUUGCGAACCUCCCCCCCCCCCCGGCUCCAGGCGCGCGGAGCCCUCGGAACUCGCCGGGCAGCAGUUCCCCCCCCUGUUGAGCUGCUAGAAGUUGAAACCUGCUCGUCCUUCGUGGUGCGGAGGGCUCGGAGCCUGCUCGUUUGCUGGGGGGGUGAGGUCUCCUCUGGCUCCCCCGGUCGGGCGCCCUCCCCGGGCUGUGGGUGGCCGGGUCUCUCCUCGUCGGCCGCGCAGCAGCGGAACUGUCGGCAACACCCUGCGCCUCCUCACCAGUAGCUGUUAGAGAUGUCAAUAGUGUGUUGCGUUCCCUAGGAAGACGUUGUAAGAUGUGGAUAUUGUAAGCCUGCUUCAAGGUAGGGUGUUUUUAAUAUGGCCAGUACUAAAAAAAAAAAAAAAAAAAAGCAAACAAAAAAAAAACAAAAACAAAAACAAAAAACCCACAAAAAAAAAAAAAAUCCCCAAAAUGGUGGGUCCAUGACUUAGUUAUUGAACCUGACUGUGCAAUGCAAGCAGUGUGAGAUGGAUUAACAGCCGGGGCCUGCUCCUUCCUGCGAGGGGGGCAGCCCCCCCGUCCUGGGGGCAGCGGCCGCCUGCGCCUGCCGGGGAGGGCUGGCUGCCCCCGGGCCCUUCGGGAUAGAGGUGGCAAUGGUGGGAAUAAUUAAUUGGAAUUUGAAAGGGGCAAAGCUGUGCCCUUGGCUGGGGGAAGAGCAGGACUCUGCGCAGGCCUUGCUCGGCGUCAGCGCCUCCUCCCGCUGGCUCUUCCCUGGAAGCAUCUGGUUUUUAUGGCUACUUUGUUAUGCAGAUUCUCUUCCCAAAUCCCCCCCCCCCCCGUCCUGCCCCACCCCACAAGGUCGGUCUGUCUGGUGGCUUGUCCUGGCGGGGAGGGCGAGGGGUCAAACUCUGAACUACACCUGAGCAAACUUCUGUUCUUACGGCUUUUAUGCAGUUUGAUGCAAUUCUGGCUUUUGUAGAUAGAUGAAUGUCAUUCAUUGUUGGACAUGCCUGUUUCCAAAAGUAUGAGACUUUCUGUUGUACCACGUCACCUUCCGAGCAGAGCUGGGACUGUCUCGACUCCAGUGCUGUAUUGAUGAAUGUAUCCGAUGCUCUCGUUCAGUGUUCACACCCUGCUUUUGGCCAGCUUUGUGAUUUGUAAAUAGGAAGUCAAUAAAGACAUUCGGGUUGUCUUUA